AUGACGAUUGGGAAGGCUGACAGACAGGCUAUAGCUGAUGCUGAUUUCCAAGAUCAACUACUCAAAGCACCACAGCACAUGCAUGCAUGCAUUCAAUUUUGUUACGUACACGGCAUGUUAAGAAUUCUGGAGCCUUUCGUACGUACUAAAUUUUUGGACGGUUCGGAUCGACAGUCCGGUGACCAGAGACGGCCCGACGGUGGCCUUCGGUACAAUUUUGAUGGGCUUUGCCGAGCCACUAUUGAACCCGAUUACGCAAUUCAAACCUCGGGGGAGACUAGCACAGCAAUCUACUGCGCCGCCAUGGCCCCUCAUGCUCCUCUCACGACUCGGCGACUCGGCGCCGCCCCCGGCCACGUCUUCGCCUGCAAGACGUGCAACCGGGAGUUUUCGUCGUUCCAAGCCCUCGGCGGCCACCGGGCCAGCCACAAGAAGCCGAAGUUGACGGCAGCGGACGGGGACUUCAUCCACUCUCUGACGACGCCGGAGAACCCGAAGGCGCACGAUUGCUCCAUCUGCGGGCUGGAGUUCACGAUCGGGCAGGCGCUCGGGGGGCACAUGAGGAGGCACCGUCCCGCAGCCACCAGCGACGACGGGGAGGCGAUGGGCCGGGCCGUGGUGGAGAAGUCGGUUGGUAGCGAAAAGGGAAAUAUGUUCUUGGAUUUGAAUAUUUGA
Messenger RNA from Rhododendron vialii, 675 nucleotides. Its product is annotated as zinc finger protein AZF1-like. The transcript has 4 exons. The coding region runs from base 1 to 675 and encodes 224 amino acids. The record is from RefSeq and is a predicted model, not a curated record. NCBI's taxonomy places the organism in Eukaryota, Viridiplantae, Streptophyta, Magnoliopsida, Ericales, Ericaceae.